Molecule: messenger RNA, 1809 nt
Organism: Chlamydomonas reinhardtii
Lineage: Eukaryota; Viridiplantae; Chlorophyta; Chlorophyceae; Chlamydomonadales; Chlamydomonadaceae
Exons: 5
Coding region: 108-1355 (415 amino acids)
Cellular component (GO): transcription factor TFIID complex
Molecular function (GO): protein heterodimerization activity
Source: RefSeq, a predicted model, not a curated record
AAAGAACCAGAACGAAACAAGCAAGGAUGAGCACGGUCUUCGUCGCUUACAGUUAAAGCCGCAAGACAGAUACUAACUGUGCUAUAUAGUACCACGUAUAGGCUGCCAUGGCUGAGGACUACUCACGCCGUGUGGCGCGCGUCGUGGCAGCCCAAAUGGCGGAACUCACCGGUUUUGAGGCCGCACAGGAGUCUGCGGUGGAGAUUCUAGCCGAACUGCUCAUUAAAUACAUCCAGGAAGUGUGCACGGCUGCUCACUCCUACGCGGAGCUAUCGCACCGCACGGACAUGAACAUCUGCGACCUGAACCUCGCGCUGGGCGACAUGGGGACUUCCAUGGAUGACCUGCGGAAAUACCUGGACAGCUGGAUUGCCGAGCAGGGCCGGGGCACCUUUGACCAGGGUUUCGUGCACCCGCUGCCGCCCGAGUACCCCAUCCGCGCGCCGGGCCGCACGCUGCCUAGCUGGGAGGAGCGGCGCGAGGAGGCACCCGCGCACAUACCCUCCUGGCUGCCCGCCUUCCCCGACCGGCACACCUACGUCCGCACCCCCGCCUUCCCCGGGCACGAGGAGGACCCGGUCAAGCAGAGCGAGGUGAUCCGCCAGACGCGGCGGCAGGCCGCCAAGACCACGCUUGCCUUCAAGCAGCAGCUGCUGGCGGUGCCGCCGCACCCAGCCAACGCCGCCAUCGGCAGCAACCCCUUCCUCAGCGUGCCCACAGUGGAGCUGGUGGGACCCAGCACCACUGCCGCAGCCGGCAACAGCGGCGGAGCCGGGGGGCCAGCAGGAGCCGGGGCUGGAGCGGCAGGCGCAGGGGCGGCAGGGGCAGGAGCAGCAGCAGGCGACAAGGAGGAAGCGGGCGGGAGAGCGGGUGUGGCUGGUGACGGCGCGGGCGGGAGUGGUGCAGGAGCCGCGGGCGCGGGGCUGGCAAAGGAGGUGGUUUACCCCGCCUCCACCGCCUUUGAGCCGGUGGUGGGCCCAGUGCCUAUGGAUGAGGGCGGGCCGGGGGCGGGUGGCGGCGGCGAGGACCGGCGGCGGGAGAUGGACACGACUGUCAAGUGGCAGCAGGUGCAGGACGCGCCGUCAGGCUCCUCGGCCCUGGGCCUGCCCGCCGGCUACACAUUGGACCUGGCCACACGUGUGCAGCGGCAGGGCCAGGCCUUUGCAGCGAAGCGGGUGGUGGAGGACGCCUAUGCGGCCCGAGCCGCGGAGGAAAGCCACGGCCCGCGCUUCGGCACCGGGCGCUCGCGCGCCAGCAGGUACGACACUGGCGAUGAGCGCAAGAAGGCGGAACACAUCCUGGCGCAGGCAGCGGAGGUCAAGGGGCACGGCGGGGACCACAUGUUUGUGGACUAAGGCGCCCUCUGGGCUUAGCGGCGUGGCCGUGACGUGGCGUGGCGGGGUGUCAUUGAAGCCUGGUUGCAGCAAGGUUGCUGUUUGGAGGGUGUGGUAUGACCGGUGGUCGAGGGCGGUUGAGGUGGAAGAGGGCGGCAGCUUCCGGUGGCUGAAGUGACAUAGCGGUGUGGCGACGCGUUGGCAGGCCCACGUUACUCCGCCUGACGCUGUUAGGGAAGGGUGAGGACCGAUGUCUAGACAGUCAUGGAUGAUUCAUGGUUCACAACUUGCUGAUGUCCAGGGGCAUGCCGUGUGAUGCAAAACAACCAGGAUGCGAGAUGGGGGGCACGGAUGGAGACCGUGUCAGACUGUCAAGUGUCAGGCACGGGUGUCAGGCACGGGUGUCAGGUCAUUGGUACCAUUUCUGUGACACAGUAACACAGAGUUUGUGUAUUGCGCAAGGCGCUGAAAGAGC